Molecule: messenger RNA, 1282 nt
Organism: Asterias rubens (European starfish)
Lineage: Eukaryota; Metazoa; Echinodermata; Asteroidea; Forcipulatida; Asteriidae
Exons: 5
Coding region: 432-1244 (270 amino acids)
Source: RefSeq, a predicted model, not a curated record
GUGUAAAGCAUUGCUAGUGUGCGUGUGUGUGACGGUGCUUGUGGUAAAGGUGGCUAUUGCAUGCAAUUGGCACUCUGGCUGUGUAGCGACUAACGACGGAGGUUGAACAACGUACUUCAUUCUCGUCAUGAAAAGGGGGUAUUUUGGUCGGAAUUUUUCUUCCUGAGCCGACUAGUGGGAGACAAGAAUUACACUACGGUUUGGUGCCAAGUUGUCUGUUCUCACUCAAGGCAUGAAUAUUCAAACGAAUAUAAUCUACAUGCCCACUUUAGAAGGUUUUUAAGUUGACUCAGUAAAACAUUUUGGAAGAGUCGUCUGCGUUUUUUAGUAAGGGCACAUUAUUUUUCACUUUGGUUGACAUGGUAGAGUAACCACAAUCAAGACAGUACACUGUAAAUAAAGCCUUAUCUACAGAAUUUAAAGGGACGUUCAUGUACAGGAACCAUUCACCUCGCCUCGGACGUCAAACUGCAGCGUGUUUAUCUUUGCCUGCCACACUUUGGGUUGCUUUGUUACCGGACAUGUUGAGGUUCCUGACGCAAAAGCUUCGAGCACAGUCACUAAAUGAAGUGCAACCAUAUGAACCAAAGACUGAGGCACAGGACUCGGAUUACAACACAGACUCGGAAGAAGAAAACCAAGAGGUGGAACAGUUUUUAGAAGAAAGAAAAAUGUGCAAUGGAUCCUCCAAUCCGAUUUCUAGUCCGGCCCUAAUAACACCUCACCCUGUGAGACUAAGACCACUGGAGGAUAUAGUAAAUUCCACAGAGAAUAUUUUAACGUCAGACCGAGACAGACACAGCUCGGAAGAGGAACUCACAGGGUUAGACAAACAACCAACCCCAGAGAAACGAAAGUGGUCACAAAUAAGUCGAGGUGGAAAUGGGGACGUUUCAGGCUCAAGUGAUGAGGAAGUUAAAGAACUCUGUGCCAAACCGAUACCGUUGAGAUUUAGUGCGUCACCGCCAAGGCACUUACAAAGACUAACGCGAAAGCAUUCGGAAGGAAACGCCACCUUUUUCGUGGCAAAUGUUGGCCCAGCCGGAGACUUUGCAUCGCCACGGAAGCGACACAGGCAUGCGUAUCACCUGGAUGACAGUCAUGUGCAGAAUGGUCGGUGUUUAGAUUUUGAGAAAAUGCAGCAGAAGCAGUGUUUUAAGAGGUUCCUUAGUCAUGGGCAUGGUGUCCGAGCAGCCAGAAUGGUACGAAUUAAGCUGUCCAUGGGUGAGGCACAAAACAUAUAAAGGAAUGUCGUGAAGUGGAUUAACAACAGAGAGACAAG